CCAUACCGAAGACAACAAAAUUCAUUUUCUGUAAGAUGCGAAUUUCGUGCACCGUACAUGUCGGGUUCGUUAGCACCAGAAUCUUUCAGUCAAGGGUUAGUGAAUCGAAGAUGAGCGUUACUUGUUUAUAUGUAUUUCUUAUUGUUAACUUCAUUAUAGAACAAUAAAUUUCAAUUUUUAAAAGACAAAUAUAAUUUAAGGAUAUAAAAGGAAGCAAACAUAAAAUAAUUCACACAGAAUCAUGUCGGCGUUCACAACUUUAUUAAAUGAAAUAUCUCGCUAAUUAACUAUCUACGUUGAAUUGUUUGUAUUUGUAGCUGGUACAGGUGGUUCAUUAUUAAACAUUUAUAUAUUUCCAUCAAAAAAAUCAUUACGAUCAAAUUCGUGUGCAAUGUUUUUACUUUGUGCAUCUAUCUACGAUUUACGAUAUUUAUUCAAUACAUUAGUACCACGAAUAUUAACUGCUUUUAACAUUGAUCCAGCAAUGACAUCAAGCGGUUAUUGUAAAUUAAAAUUUUGUUUUGCAAUACAAUUGGCAUUAUCAGCAAAUACAUUUAUUCGUUUAGCAGCUGUCAAUCGUUGGUUGUGCUUUUGUCGUAAAGCGAGAUAUCGGGAAUAG
This is a messenger RNA of Didymodactylos carnosus, 619 nucleotides long. NCBI's taxonomy places the organism in Eukaryota, Metazoa, Rotifera, Eurotatoria, Philodinida, Philodinidae. The record is from the annotation of a GenBank genome assembly.